Messenger RNA from Schistocerca piceifrons (Central American locust), 2212 nucleotides. Its product is annotated as mediator of RNA polymerase II transcription subunit 25. Gene Ontology annotation, cellular component: transcription regulator complex; mediator complex. Gene Ontology annotation, biological process: positive regulation of transcription by RNA polymerase II. The transcript has 12 exons. Lineage: Eukaryota; Metazoa; Arthropoda; Insecta; Orthoptera; Acrididae. The record is from RefSeq and is a predicted model, not a curated record. Bases 207 to 1736 code for a protein of 509 amino acids.
GGACUGGAGCUCUGAAACGGCGGUGUAGCGAAGGGUGAGUGUUUCGUCUGUCGCGUCGCGGGUACGGUGAUCCUCUGCCCGUAUUAGGUUCGUUUAAGUUGCUGCAGAGAGCUACUUUUCUACAACUUCUGUUAGCUGCCCCGUUGGCGCAGUAUCUGAGCGGUUUCCGUUUCGUACACAGUAGUAGCUGCUUUGCAUUUGAGAAGAUGGUUCCUGUGCAGCAACAGCAAUCACAGCAACAGCAAUCACAGCAACAGCAAUCACAGCAACAGCAAUCACAGCAACAGCAGCAGAGGCAGCCAGUGUCUGAAUACCAGACCUGUUGGCAGGGCACGCUUCAAUGGGUAGAAAAGAUAGAAAAUCCUACCAAUAUUAAUGAAAUACCAUGUCAGAUUUCAAUGCACCCAGAAGAUAAACAAGAUUGGAAUGCUGACACAUGGCCUCAGAAACUAAUCAUGCAGUUGGUGCCAAAACAACUGAUGGCAGUUAUUGAUGGAUUUGUCCUGUACAAUUCAAAUCCUCUGCACUUCCAUCCACAGAAUUGCAAAGCCCUUGAAUCUGUGGUCAAAAUUAUGCGUUAUGGUUUUGCGGGCUGUGUUUAUUUCAAGAGCAUAUCGCCAGAGGCAGAAAGUGACUUGAAAUAUGUUAUCCUUUUGUACAUAUCAGACCAGCAUGAAUUCGUGGGAUUUAUCCCUAAGAAUCAGACAACGUUAUUAGACAAUCUCAGUCGUGCCCUAAAGCAAAAAAUGUCAAGCCUGAUAUUGAGAAAUCAGUCCCAGGAGUUGGUUCUUGAGAAACGGCAUACACAGCAACAACAACAGCAACAACAAGAGCAACCACAGCAACAACAACAGCAGCAGCCAGAGGAGGAACACCAGACCCUCUGGGAAGGACUUCUAGAGUGGAUAGACAGGACAAAAAGUCCCAACGAUGCUGAUCAAAUAAUAAGACAUAUACCAUGUCGAAUUUCAGUAAAACCAAAGGACGGUGCACCAGACUUGAAGGCUGACUCAUGGCCUCAGAAACUAAUUGUGCAGUUGGUGCCAAAAGAACUGCUUGGAGUUGUUGGUGGUAUUUUUCUGAAAAAUUCAAAUCCUCUGCAUUUCCAUCCAGAGAACUGUGAAGCUCUUGAAUUAUUGACCGGAGCUUUGAGUUCUGGAUAUGCGGGCUAUGUCCAUUUCAAGAGAGUGACGUCGACGCCGACGUCAGAGUGUAACGUUAAGGUUAUUGUCCUUCUUUACGCGUCAUUGAGGAAUGAAUAUGUUGGAUUUGUCCCUAAUGAUGAUCCAGCGUAUAUGGCAGGUGUCCAUAGUGCCAUAAGGGAAUCGAGCCCAAGCGAAGCAGCUUUGAUUCAGAAGACAGCAGAGUGGAAUACCAUGCAGCUCUCCAAAGCCUUGGGCUCUUCUGGCCCGAUUCGCAACAUUCGACGCAGCUGCCUGCUAGCUCGCUGCUCCGGGCUGCCUCACCCCCCCACAGUUCACCGCACUGGAAGCCCUCGCUCUCAGACACCAGAGCAGGAUCAACAAAUACCACUUGCGCAACAGCAGCAAUCUCAGCAGGAGCAGCAACAGCAGCAGCAGCAGCAGCAGCAAGGUCCAGGAGGCACUAUUCAAGAUCGUCAGGCAGCAGGAGGUCCUGGUCCUCAACAGCCGCCAAUUGAUAACAUGGAAGUUGGUCAACAGGAAACCCAAGAAAUGCAAGAAAAGUCCCAACUUGAGAAAAAUUGCACCAAAUGACUGGAAAACUCCUUGAACACCCCCAAUUAUGGAACAUAUAAUUUACUUUAUGAAAAUAGAUUCAAAUAUGUAUGUAAGAAAUAACUUGUGCAAGAAGACACUUGCCAUGGUACGGGUACACUACUAGUCUGGCAAUCCUAGUCAGAAUGUCACCAUGUACCUGAGGGCGAAGUUGGCUGGCUGUUGACCAUCUGGUAGAGUGCACAUGGAAGAGGCUGCGUGCAUCCGUGAGCGGCGGCCUCUGCUGAUCCUAGUGUCUUCGAAUUUCCAUGGUGCACCUUACAACUGUGCGCUUGGAUCUCAGUUGUGGACUCUGUGUGGUUUCCUACAGUGAUAUACUCGUAAAAUGAAAUUAAGUUUUUAUAAGUAGGCUACUACUACUUUUUGUUUAAAGCUGUUGGUGACAUUCAUAAAGUAAUAGCUCAUGUGUAGUAUUUCAUAUUAGUAACAAUAAAUUAUAAUUUCAGUACCCAUCA